Molecule: messenger RNA, 578 nt
Organism: Colossoma macropomum (tambaqui)
Lineage: Eukaryota; Metazoa; Chordata; Actinopteri; Characiformes; Serrasalmidae
Product: C-X-C motif chemokine 11-6-like
Exons: 4
Coding region: 95-394 (99 amino acids)
Biological process (GO): chemokine-mediated signaling pathway; cellular response to lipopolysaccharide; antimicrobial humoral immune response mediated by antimicrobial peptide
Cellular component (GO): extracellular region
Molecular function (GO): CXCR chemokine receptor binding; chemokine activity
Source: RefSeq, a predicted model, not a curated record
AGCAUUUAAAAGCACUGAAGCACUGGCUCAUUCUCAAAGCUUCUUGAGCAGCCUGAAGAGCAUCACCAAGAACAUCUUGAAGAACAAGAGCAAAAUGAAGUCUACAGCAGCUUUUGUUGUGGUUGCCUGUGUCCUUAUGGUGCACGUACAAGGUCAGGCCAGGCCUAGUGUGAGGAGAUGCUUAUGUCAAGGUUCUGGACUGAACAUGGUUCGUCUACAACGUGUUGAGAAGAUUGAAGUUUAUCCUGCCAGUCCGUCUUGUGAAAAUAUUGAAAUGAUUGUUACCUUGAAGAAUGGAGCAGGGCAAAAAUGCUUGAACCCAGCAUCCAACUUUGCAAAGAAUUACAUCAAGAAGGCCAUCCAAAAGAGGAGUGCUGAAACAAAACAUCAGUGAAGAUGUGCAAGAGAAGACUGUGAACGGCAUCCGCUCAUCCAUUUCAAAAUCCUGCACUGAGACAGUUUGUCUUGUUACUUGAACUGCAUAUUUGCAUGAUUAUAAUUGCUUUUUUGUCACAAAAACUAUAAAUAUAUAAUUCGCCUGUGUUUUGUUAUGUUAAUUUAUGAAAGAGGUACUUUUG